AUUAUAGAAUUUUCGUUUGUGGUGGUCGAUGCUUCAAACAUGCAGGUUCUUUACAAAGAACAACACUACGUCAAGCCAGAACGCACUCCUCUCACAACCUUUUGCACCGAUGUGACCGGAAUUACCUGGGAUAUGCUAGAGUCUGCCGGCAGCUUAAAAGACGCCAUUUCUUCCCUGGACCAAUACAUCACCACCGAGAUUGAAGGCAAGGGACUCUCCUUUUGCUUUGUAACCCACGGUGGCUGGAUCUUGCGUAUCCAAAUCCCUCGUGAAGCACGCGACAAGAACAUCGAACUACCCGGGUACCUUGCAUUCUGCCGCAUGUUUGAUCUCAAGCAAGAAAUCCAGCGCUGGCAAGUGCACCACCCUGAGGUCAAUCUCAGAACCACAUCGCUCAAGGAUCUCUGCGAGACCUUCCAGCUGACCGAUGAAGUGACCGAUGGUGACACUAUCGGAUUAAACGCCUGUUUGACAACAGUAAAGGUCAUUCGCUACCUAACCAACUUCCGUCACCCAGACGUGUUUGUCCACCCGAUUGACACCAAUGCAGAUCUCCAGCAGUUCAAGAAAGAAGAAUCCAGAGUGAUUCAUCUGGCCGGCCUUCCCUUUGAGGUAACCCAGGGUGAGCUUGAGGCUUGGUUUUCUUCCAAUGGCCUACGUCCCACAACCAUGUGGAUGAUUCAACCCGCCGACCACGCUAAGCCGAGCAUCUCCGGAUUUGUGCUGUUUUAUGCCCAUGACGAUGCCAUGCGUGCUUUGGCCCUCAACGGCCGUUGUUUGGGCGAUCGUCCUAUUGAAGUCUGUCCAAGCAGCGAACGUGUUAUUGAGGCAGCUGGUAAUAUGCUAGUUCCUUUCCCUCUGCAGUCCAAGAGCCGUUCCUUGCGUCCAGGAGACUGGAAUUGCACCAACUGCAAUUUCCACAACUUUGCGUCUCGCCGCAACUGCUUCAAGUGCAAUGCCGAGAGUCCUAAUCCAGCCUCUGCUUCUACUCCUACAUUCAGACCCAACAACAGUGGGGGUAGUGGUGGAAACGGAGGUGGUGGAAUGAACCAUAUGUCGUCUGCUCCUGGUACCCCCAUGGGCGUGAACCCUGCUUAUGGAAGCGGGCGUCCUCAUCAGCCAAUCGCCUUCCGACCCGGAGAUUGGUAUUGCCCCAACUCGUCUUGUGGAUUCCAAAACUUUGCAUCUCGCGCAUCCUGUUUCCGUUGUCACACGCCUAA
Phycomyces blakesleeanus NRRL 1555(-) is the source of this 1220-nucleotide messenger RNA. RefSeq lists its product as hypothetical. NCBI's taxonomy places the organism in Eukaryota, Fungi, Mucoromycota, Mucoromycetes, Mucorales, Phycomycetaceae. The record is from RefSeq and is a predicted model, not a curated record. The transcript is spliced from 2 exons. Gene Ontology annotation, biological process: regulation of DNA-templated transcription. Gene Ontology annotation, molecular function: RNA binding; transcription coregulator activity; 3'-5'-RNA exonuclease activity. Gene Ontology annotation, cellular component: nucleus. The annotation marks the transcript as partial.